UUUACCGCAUCCCAGAAUUUUAUUUUAUUUGACAUUCAAGGAUUAUAAAUACAGCUCAGUCCUUUAUUUGAACUUUAUCUUUGAACUGAUUAACUUUGAAGGAGCGCAAGGAUUUUGCAAAAUAAAAUAAUCAAUAAAUUAUCCUUCGGUGACGUUUAAAUCGCUGUUCAAACAUUGUGCUUUCCAUUUUCAUCGUGUAUUAAGGCCUGUGUUGUCCGCUAUGGAAAAUUUGAACUACCAAAAAGCCUAAACUAAUGUACCGUGAUAGGUUUUCGUCACUGUCGUCAUCGUGCUGUACUUGUCUAGUAGGUUCAUCGUUAGUUGAAGAAAGACGAAGCUCUGUGAACGUGUUUCAUAUUUGUUAUCAGUACACGUUAAUUGUGCCUCUGUCUGGAUAACGGGUUAACGAAGACCGCCUUCGUCUUGCUGCUCUGAUAAGGAAGAGAAGGAUACACAUUUCACCAUUGUAUUGUCGAGUGAAAAGCGAUUUUUCAUGAAAAACGAAGGAAAAGCUGCGCCGGCCCCGAUGGAUCCGAAUGUGCCGAAGAAAAUCACCAGUGCCAUCCCGAAGCAAAGACAAAAGCUUCUCAAAUGGAACGGCUGGGGAUACAAAGAUUCGCGUUUCAUGUAUCAGGAUGGUACGAUUGUAUUCAGCGGAGAUAAAUAUCCGAUUGGUGGUAAUGUAUCGCUGCCUCAUUUCCGUGACUAUGUGAUAAAUAACUUCAACGUAGACUUAGCGGACAGACGUGAAGGUGUUCCGAUACCGGUUAAGUUUCCCGAUCCCGUACCAUCUCCGGAAUUCUUGAAUGAAAUACAGCGCCUCGGAGUAGACUACACGCAAGACGGCGAGGAUAGGUUAAUCCGCUGUCACGGCCAGACACUUCACGAUAUCCACAAUUUGCGCACCGGGAACUUUAAGCGACUUCCGGAUUUGGUAUUGUUUCCGACUGGACACGAGCAAGUGGUCGAAAUUGUAGUAGCAGCUAACCAGCACAAUGUAGUUUUGAUACCUUUCGGUGGUGGGACGUCCGUUUCGGGCUCGAUAACGUGUCCGGAACACGAGAAACGGCCGAUAGCAGCACUCGAUACUUCGCAAAUGAACCGUAUGCUUUGGAUCGACCGACAAAACCUGGUGGCUUGCUUCGAGGCUGGCAUCGUCGGCCAAGAUUUGGAGCGUGAGAUGCGAACUCUGGGAUUCACCGUUGGCCACGAACCAGACAGUUAUGAAUUUUCAACUCUUGGUGGCUGGGUGGCAACGCGUGCAUCUGGAAUGAAGAAGAAUGUGUACGGAAACAUCGAGGAUUUGGUGGUUCGAGUGAAGAUGGUGACUGGCCGUGGUGGUGUACUGGAGCGAGGCCUCUCGGUGCCACGCGUAUCCUGCGGGCCUGAUUUCAACCAUGUCGUCCUCGGUUCCGAGGGUACUCUCGGGGUUAUAACGGAGAUCGUCAUAAAAAUACGCCCUUUGCCACAAGUCAAACGAUAUGGUUCACUCGUCUUUCCCGACUUUGGCUCCGGUAUACGGUGUUUGCGGGAAGUUGCCAAAGAACGAUUGCAGCCGGCCAGCAUACGGUUAAUCGACAACGAGCAGUUCCUGUUCGGCCAAGCUCUCAAAAUUCCUGGCGGCACCCUGGCGAGUGUUGGUGAGCUACUUAAGAAAGCGUACAUCACGAAGGUGAAGCGUAUGAAGUUGGACAAAAUCGCGAUCGCAACCUUGCUCUUCGAAGGCCACGAGGAGCAAGUGCGUCAAAAUGAGGAUAAAAUAUAUGCCGUCGCCAAACGGCACGGUGGUUUCUCGGCCGGUAGCAGUAACGGCGAAAAGGGUUACAUUCUAACCUUCGUUAUCGCUUACAUCAGGGACUUGGCGCUCGAGUACAGCAUUGUGGCGGAAUCAUUCGAAACAUCCGUACCCUGGGAUCGCUGCGAAUCGUUGUGCAUUAACGUCAAAAGCUGUGUUCGUAAGGAAUGUGCCAAACACAAUAUCCAACACUACCUCAUCUCAUGCCGGGUAACACAAACAUACGAUACAGGUGCUUGUGUUUACUUCUACUUCGGAUUUAAUCAUAUCGGCUUCGCAAAUCCUGUAACAAUCUACGAAGAGAUCGAAAACAAGGCUCGCAAUGAAAUACUCGCCUCUGGUGGCUCUAUUUCGCAUCACCACGGAAUUGGGAAGAUUCGGUCACGAUGGUAUCAACAGAGCGUAUCAAACGUUGGAGUACAAUUAUACAAAGCUACCAAGCGAGAACUAGACCCAAACAAUAUCUUCGCCGUUGGAAACCUCAUUCCAGUCGAACCGCAAGAUGGCGAACUUGUCGCUCCUGGCUCUGUUAAGGCGAAAUUAUAGACAUGGUUUAAAAUACCCGAAAUUUAUUUUGCUCGUGAUUAUUGUACUUCACAGCUUUUUCAUUGCAUGAAAUCCUACUUAAAGCGAACUAUUAACACAGUUCAUAAAGACUAAUUCACACAAAAUUGAUAGGCAUGGCCAUUGGACGAAAUUAAUGUCACAUUCUGAAACAUUCCAGCUUUUACGGCCAAUCCGGUAUAAUAACUUAUUUAAGAACCUACCAUCGCUUUACGUUUAUUACUCAACGUCAUUUGAUUAUUAUUUCCAAUUUAGCAUGUGUGUAAUUGAUUUUUAAACUCGAGCAUACGCCAAUUCCGGAUGACCUAUAAUGACUAUACAACCAACAUCUAUACCAAUAUUUCAAGCGAUUUUUAUAGAAAAUAUUUUAUUAGAUUUUUGUGUUAGAAAAAGAUUUGCUAUUUGAAAGAAAAAAUGUUUAAUAAAAAGAAGGAAAAGAUUUGCCUGCA
Anopheles cruzii is the source of this 2808-nucleotide messenger RNA. It is a transcript of the gene Agps, whose product is annotated as alkyldihydroxyacetonephosphate synthase. Gene Ontology annotation, molecular function: alkylglycerone-phosphate synthase activity; FAD binding. NCBI's taxonomy places the organism in Eukaryota, Metazoa, Arthropoda, Insecta, Diptera, Culicidae. The transcript is spliced from 6 exons. Gene Ontology annotation, biological process: lipid biosynthetic process. The coding region runs from base 494 to 2341 and encodes 615 amino acids. The record is from RefSeq and is a predicted model, not a curated record.